AUGCCUAAAGGUAGAAGGAAUAGGCGUGGAUUCACGGUGUGUAUUCCUGCUGCUGCUGCUGGUGGUCAUAGAUCUUCUCCCCUGCAGACAGCAGCAGCAAUAUCAUGGCAUGCAGCAGCAGAAGCACAGAAGCAAGCAGCAGAAGCAGCAGCAGCAGAAGCAGCAGCAGCAGAAGCAGCAGCAGCAGAAGCAGCAGCAGCAGAAGCAGCAGCAGCAGAAGAGGAAGAAGAAGAAGACAAUGCCGUUAAUAUGCAGUCUAUCCCUGCUGUUGGGGAUGAAGAAGUUGUACAAGCAGCAGCAGCAGCAGCAAGAGUAGAAGCUGCUGCAGGUGCAGCAGCAGCAGCAGCAAGAACUGCUGCAGCAAAUACAGCAGCAGGAUCACCAGAAAGCCACAGCAGCAGACAACUUCGCCGUCAAUAUAUUUCUGCUGCUGCUGCUGCUGCUGCUGCCUUCCCUCCAACUCAGUAUGGGGAUAGGCAGGAACCAGCAGCAGCAACAACAGCAGCAACAACAACAACAGCAGCAGUAGCAGCAACGGCAGCAGCAGCAGCAGCAGCAGCAGCAGCAGCCUCACCAGCAGCAGCAAGGAGACCACCACCAUCAGCAGCAGAAAUAGGGCAGAUAUUAGAUGUUCUUACGAGGCAGCAGCAACUGCAGCAACUGCAGCAGCUGCAGCAACCAGCAGCAAGAGGAACAAGAUUAGGGAAGAGAGCAAGAAUAAAAGUAGCAAGAAGAUCUGCUGCUGCUGUUGCUGCUGCUGCUGCUACCGUUACUGCAAGAAGAAAUAAUACUGCUGCUCUAUCUUCCCCUCUUGCUGCAACAGGUUCAUCAGUUGUUGCUGCAGCAACAGCAGCAGCAGCAGUUGCUGUUGCUGCUGCUACUGCUGCUGCUGGCCAACCACGAGUUGCUGCUGAUGCAGCAGCAGAAAGUGCAGACACAGCAGCAGAAGCAGCAGCGGAAGCAGCAACAGACACAGCAACAGAAGCAGCAACAGAAGCAGCAACAGACACAGCAACAGAAGCAGCAACAGAAGCAGCAACAGAAGCAGAGACAGAUGCAGCAGCAGAAGCAGCAACAGCAACAGAAGAAGAAGAGGCAGAAGCAGCAGCAGAACUCCAAGCUGCAACUGCAGCAGAAGAAAUCGCGGUGACAGCAGCAGACACAGUAGCAGCAGCAGCAGAGACAGUAGCAGCAGCUGCUGCAGCAGCAGACCCAGUAGCAGCAGCAGCAGCAGACACAGUAGCAGCAGAAGCAGCAGCAGCAGGAACAGCAGCCCCAGCAGAUGAAACAGGAACAGACACAGCAGCAGCAGCAGCAGCAAGUAAAGCAGCAGCAGCAGCAGCAGACUCGUGCUCCUCAGCAGCAAAACCAUCAGCAGCAGCAGCAUCAACACCAGCAGCAGCAGCAGCAGCAUCCAAAGGAGCAAUAGCAGCAACAGCAGCAGGCAGCAGCAGCAGCAACAGUAGCAGCAGCAGCAGCAGCAAAUCACCAUUAUUAAUACUAUUUGCUACACAGACAGGGAAUGCACAAGCAGCAGCAGCAGACAUAUGGAGGGAAGUGCAGCGAGUACUCCCGCUGCAGCAGCAACCGUUGCUGCUGCCGUUGGCUGCAGCAUGGCCUCGUCUACUGCAGCAGCAGCAACAGCAGCAGCAGCAAGGUGUGGAUGCAGGCGCUGAAAAAGUUGUAGCUAUUUUCGUUGUAUCUACGACAGGUUAUGGUGACGUACCUGAUUCUAUAAAACCUUUAUGGCGGGAUUUGCUGCAGCAAAAUCUUCCUCCUGAUUAUCUGUCAUGGCUACAAUAUGGUGUAUUUGGAUUGGGUGAUCGUCGUUAUGUUGAAUUUAAUUUUGCGGCGAUUAAAUUUUAUAAACGAAUGCAACAAUUAGGAGCACAACCUUUCGUCAGAUUGGGGUUAGGAGAUGAACAACAUGACUUUGGUUAUGAGGGUGAAUUAGAUCCAUGGCUGCUGCUGCUGCUGCAGGAGCUGCCGCAGCAAGCGCCGCAUCUACUUAGCAGCAGCAGCAGCAGCAGCAGCAAAAGUAAGGGUAGCAGCAGCAAGCGUAGCAGAAGGAAGAAGCGUAACAGCAUCAGUGAUAACAGCAACAGCAGCAAUAACAGCAGCAGCAGUAACGACAGCAGUAACAGCAGCAGCAACAGCAACAGCAGCAGCAACAGCAACAGCAGCAGCAGCAGCAGCAAUACAGCCGAUACGGACGAUGAAGAGGUGUGGCUUCCUCCUCCGCAGUACCGCGUAGAACUGCUCAAGCCUACAGCAGCAGCAGCAACAGCAGCAGCAGCAGCAGCAACGCCAGCAGCACCAACAACAGCAACAGCAGCAGCAGCAGAGGCAGCGGAUAUGUUGCCGUUGCUGCAACGUAUAAAGCUGUUACAGGGAGGUCCCCAACUGCAGCAACAGCAGCAGCAGCAACUGCAGCAACAGCAGCAGCAGCAGCAGCAGCAGCAGCAAUUGCUAUAUGCACAAAUUAUUAGCAGCAGGCGGGUAACUUCUUCUUCUCAUUUCCAAUGGGUGCAACACAUCAAGGAGGGAAAGAAUGAUUUCUUUGAGUAUUGCAAAGAUCAGAGAAGAGAUAUCAUUGAUUCUUUCUGGGACUUUUGUAUCCAUGAGCCUCCUGCUGCUGCUGCUGCUGCUGCUGCUGCUGGUGAUGAAGCAGCAGCAGUAGCAGAAGCAGAAGGAGCAGCAGAAGCAGCAGCAGACAAGCCGCUUAUUCCUCUUGAUUUGCUAUGCAGCAGCAUAAUGCCCUUAGAGCCAAGAAAAUAUUCCUUGGCAAGUUAUAGCCCCCCUGCAGCAGCAGCAACAGCAGCAAGAGCAGCAGCAGCAACUGCUGCUGCUGCUCCUGCUGCUGCUGGUCAAUUAUUAUUAUUAGGGUCUUCUCUUAUUAGUCGUUGGCGGUCUCCUAUCCUUAACUUCUUCUCUAUAGAUACAGCUAAUCAUUUCCUCUCUCUUGCUGCUGAUGAGCUGCUGCAGCAGCAGCAGCAGCAACAGCAACAGCAGCAGCAGCAGCAGCAGCAGCAGCAACUGAUUGUUGACCUCUGUGUCGCCUUAGUAGAACAUGAGACAUCAUCACUAAGAAAAUGUUUUGGUGUUUGCAGCAAACAUCUUAUUAGUGCUCAGGUAAACCCUAAACCCUAA
Messenger RNA from Eimeria maxima, 3150 nucleotides. RefSeq names its product NADPH-dependent oxidoreductase, putative. The coding region runs from base 1 to 3150 and encodes 1049 amino acids. NCBI's taxonomy places the organism in Eukaryota, Apicomplexa, Conoidasida, Eucoccidiorida, Eimeriidae. Gene Ontology annotation, cellular component: cytosol. The transcript has 5 exons. The record is from RefSeq and is a predicted model, not a curated record. Gene Ontology annotation, molecular function: oxidoreductase activity; flavin adenine dinucleotide binding; FMN binding.